Mollisia scopiformis is the source of this 975-nucleotide messenger RNA. RefSeq names its product PX domain-containing protein. NCBI's taxonomy places the organism in Eukaryota, Fungi, Ascomycota, Leotiomycetes, Helotiales, Mollisiaceae. The coding region runs from base 146 to 574 and encodes 142 amino acids. The record is from RefSeq and is a predicted model, not a curated record. Gene Ontology annotation, molecular function: phosphatidylinositol-3-phosphate binding. The transcript is spliced from 3 exons. Gene Ontology annotation, cellular component: early endosome membrane; retromer complex. Gene Ontology annotation, biological process: endocytic recycling; late endosome to Golgi transport.
AUCACAAUCAUAUCUGAUCUAAGACCUCAGAAAUCACACGACGACCUUUCACUGUCCUCUACCAGAGCCAUUCUCGACGUUGAGAGUCUCAGCGAUUACAGGCAACACCGCAACGACCAGGCUGCUCGUCACCAACACCGCAAAGAUGCAGGCAAUGCCAGAUUCGCGACAGCAGAGCUUCGAGGAGAUUUAUGGACCACCUGAGAACUUUCUAGAGAUAGAGGUCAAGAACCCACGCACGCAUGGAAUGGGCCGCAGCAUGUACACCGACUACGAGAUCGUAUGUCGUACCAAUAUUCCCGCCUUCAAGCUCCGCCACAGCAGCGUAAGGAGGCGCUACUCGGACUUCGAAUACUUCCGCGAUAUCUUGGAGAGAGAGUCUGCGAGGGUUACGAUUCCACCGUUGCCUGGAAAGGUCUUCACGAAUCGGUUUAGUGAUGAUGUGAUCGAGCAUAGGAGAGAGGGCCUGCAGAGAUUCUUGCAGAUUGUGGUUGGACAUCCACUUCUGCAGACUGGAAGCAAGGUGCUGGCUGGUUUCGUACAGGAUCCAAAUUGGGACCGCAAUGCCUGGUGAACCUCUGCAAAUGUUGAUCUUGGCGAGCGAAGACCACGAAAACUGCAGAAGCCUAGACCAACUACCAUGAUUAUAACACAGCACGACCUGGCCCUUCUUCAAUGGUCCCAUACGGUAUGAGUGUAUGAUGAAGGAAGGAAGGACGACAUACGGAGGCGCUUUUCAAUUCUUGUGCACAACUAGGGACUGUUUCAUAGAAGUUAAAUAAUCAAGCGUUGCUCUUCUUGCUUUCGCAGGCUCUUGUUUAUAGGAUGGAAAAAGUGCAGCGAUUGUCGCGUGCUUUUCUUCAGGAGUGGUCUUAAUUACAUACUACGGGAAGAUGUCUCUAAUGUGUCUAAUGUGCUCAUCGCUCAUUACUUCUGAUUCGCAGUCCUACCAGAGUUGUGAUAGCGCAAACAUCC